AUGAAAGAUGAUAUUCUGACGGCAGCAAGGUCAAAAGCCUUGAAUGGAUUACGAUUUGUACUGAUUUUGGAUGUUUUAUCUUUUUUUUUGGGCUCCAUAGGAACCAGUAAAUUGAAAGUUCUUCAACUUGCAUAUCCUAGUUCAUGGUCAUUAUCCCCAAAGCUUUGGACGCCUUUAAGAAUCGUUAUUUUAGUUUUCGACUGUUUGUUCACAGCAGGAAUCGCUAAUGAAUAUGAUGAUGUUCUGAAAGCAGCUUUCUUGCUGAGUAGCAGAUUGUGCAUUUCAAGCUUUUCUGAAGCAGCCGGCACUCUGUUUAUGAAAUUUCAAGGAUCUUGGGUCUGUGCUCUAUUUUUUAUGAUUUCUUCUUUAAAUUCAUAUACAAUGAUCCGUUCCUUACACAAAAUGAGAAAUAGUUGGGACCUACAAGUAAUUAUUGGGCUCCCUACGAAAAUCCAUUUUGUUUACAGCCUUUUCCAAGCGAUUCAUUAUCUUGAGUUUUCUUCUUCUUUCUUGGUAGAGUUACCUUUUGUUUUUCACCUCUUCUCAUGUGUCAUUCUUUUAUUAUUCUUAGGGAAUCUCAUAGGUAGGAAUCGUGAUUUUUUCUUGGGAUUCUGCUCUGCUGUUUUUGUCUUCUUAUGCAAUUCAAAUUCUUUUAUGUUUAAAUGGCCUUUACUAUUUUAUGCGAAUACAACUCUUGGUUUAUUACUUCUACUGGAGAGCAUUAUGUACACGAUGAUUGAAAAAGACAAAUUACGAGGAGUAUCAGAAUCAGAAUAUUUAUAUGAUAGUGAUUCCGAAUAA
This is a messenger RNA of Schizosaccharomyces osmophilus, 801 nucleotides long. It is a transcript of the gene mug162, whose product is annotated as Schizosaccharomyces specific protein Mug162. NCBI's taxonomy places the organism in Eukaryota, Fungi, Ascomycota, Schizosaccharomycetes, Schizosaccharomycetales, Schizosaccharomycetaceae. The record is from RefSeq and is a predicted model, not a curated record. The transcript has 4 exons. Bases 1 to 801 code for a protein of 266 amino acids.